AGCUUCUGGUUCAAGUCGCAGCCCAGUUGAAAGAUGACUGGCCCUAUGAUUGGCCAUGCGAACGGCCAUACAAACGGCCAUUCAAAGACAAGCCGAAGCCGUUCACCCCGGAAAGCCGGACAAGAAGAUGAGGCCAUGUGCGGAUACUCCGCACGCGAGCUGAUGGAAAGCUCCAAGAGUCAUGUGGGGUACGCCUUCGACGACUUGAUCUGCAUGCCGGGCCAUAUCGACUUUGGGGUGCAGGAGGUGGAGCUCCUGUCGCGGUUCACCAGAUCCAUCCGCCUGAAGACGCCCAUCGUUUCCAGCCCCAUGGACACGGUCACCGAGGCCGCCAUGGCCAUCGCCAUGGCCCUGGAGGGCGGCAUGGGCAUCAUCCACUCCAAGAUGUCCAUCGCUCAGCAGGCGGAGCAGGUGGAAAGCGUGAAGAGGUUUGAGCAGGGAUUCAUCAGCAGCCCCCUUUGCCUGGCGCCAGCCAUGACCUGCGGGGAGCUGAUGAAGCUCCGCGGCAGCUGCGGCUUCUCGGGCUUUCCGGUCACCGCCGACGGCAGGCUGAAGUCGCAACUGCUGGGCCUGGUCACGCGGCGCGAUGUGGACUUUGUGGAGGACGAGACGAGCACCGUCGCAGACAUCAUGACGAAAGCAGCAGACUUGGUGACAGCCAAGGAGGGGAUUGGCUUAAGGGAGGCCAAUCAGAUCUUGAGCGACUCCAAGAAGGGGAAGCUGCCGAUCGUGAAUGCUGCAGGUGAGCUCGUCGCGCUGCUGGCGCGCACGGACCUGAUCAAGAACCAAGACUUUCCCCACGCCUCGAAGGAUCAGAACAGGAGUCUUCAGGUUGCUGCCGCCGUUAGUGUCCUUGCGGACGAUCGGCGGGAGCGUGUGAAGGCUUUGGUGGCAGCUGGAGUGGACGCGAUUGUUUUUGACAACAGGCAGGGCGACAACGAAGACCAGCUGGACAUCAUCCGCUGGACCAAACAGGAGUAUCCGAAGAUGCAGGUCAUUGGGGGCAACGUGGUCACGCGAAAGCAAGCGAAGAACCUGCUUGACGCGGGCGUUGAUGCUUUGCGCGUGGGCAUGGGCAUCAGCUCGAUUUCCACGGCCCACAAAGACCGCGGCUGUGGACGAGCCCAGGCGAGCGCCGUCUACAAUGUAGCCAAGAUUGCCCGCUUGUACGAUGUGCCGGUGAUUGCUGAUGGCGGCAUCAGCAGCCCGGGCCACAUCGUGAAGGCAUUAUGUCUUGGUGCUGAGACUGUGAUGUGUGGCAGCUUGCUGGCUGGCACUGAAGAAUCGCCAGGGGAGUAUCAUUACGCAGACUCUGGUACUCGCCUCAAGGCCUAUCGCGGUAUCGCCUCUUCCGGCGUCCGGGGUGCCGUGCAAGACAAAGGUUCACUGCACAAGUACAUGCCCUACCUUUGCCAGUCUGUGAGACACGGGAUGCAGGACAUCGGGGCACGAUCCGUGUCUGAUCUGAACGCGAAGCUUACCACGGGGUUCUUGCGCUUCGAGCUUCGCAGCGCUGCAGCUCAGCGUGAAGGAGGGGUUCACGGACUUCACAGUUUCGAGCGGAAGCUCUUCGCGUGAUGGGCUGUGGCCACACAUAUAUCCCAUGCCCCACGCACCCUGCGCGGUAUGUGGCCAUGGGUCAUAACCUAUGCCUCCAUAUGCCUCCAUUUUGGGG
Effrenium voratum is the source of this 1675-nucleotide messenger RNA. The record is from the annotation of a GenBank genome assembly. NCBI's taxonomy places the organism in Eukaryota, Dinophyceae, Suessiales, Symbiodiniaceae.